AUCGUCGAGGAGGAAGCGAAGAAGGAGCUGGAGGAGAACAAGCGCUCGCUGGCAGCACUGGAUGCACUUGAUACGGACGAUGAGAACGAUGAGGAGGAGUAUGAGGCCUGGAAAGUACGUGAGCUGAAGCGCAUCAAACGGGACCGCGAAGAACGAGAAGCCAUGGAGAAGGAGAAGGCAGAGAUCGAGCGCAUGCGGAACCUGACGGAGGAGGAGCGCCGCGCCGAGCUUCGGGCCAACGGCAAGGUCAUCACCAACAAGGCGGUGAAGGGCAAGUACAAGUUCCUGCAGAAGUACUACCACCGCGGCGCCUUCUUCAUGGACGAGGAUGAGGAGGUGUACAAGAGGGACUUCAGCGCCCCGACCCUCGAGGACCACUUCAACAAGACCAUCCUGCCCAAAGUCAUGCAGGUGAAGAACUUCGGGCGCUCGGGGCGGACGAAGUACACGCACCUGGUGGACCAGGACACCACCUCGUUCGACUCGGCCUGGGGCCAGGAGAGCGCGCAGAACACCAAGUUCUUCAAGCAGAAGGCGGCGGGCGUGCGGGACGUCUUUGAGAGACCCUCGGCCAAGAAGCGAAAAACCACCUAA
Molecule: messenger RNA, 594 nt
Organism: Tauraco erythrolophus (red-crested turaco)
Lineage: Eukaryota; Metazoa; Chordata; Aves; Musophagiformes; Musophagidae
Source: RefSeq, a predicted model, not a curated record